Messenger RNA from Propithecus coquereli (Coquerel's sifaka), 2439 nucleotides. RefSeq names its product SH3-domain GRB2-like 1 (gene SH3GL1). Lineage: Eukaryota; Metazoa; Chordata; Mammalia; Primates; Indriidae. Gene Ontology annotation, biological process: synaptic vesicle uncoating. Bases 226 to 1332 code for a protein of 368 amino acids. Gene Ontology annotation, cellular component: glutamatergic synapse; presynapse; cytoplasm. The transcript is spliced from 10 exons. The record is from RefSeq and is a predicted model, not a curated record. Gene Ontology annotation, molecular function: protein binding.
CCGGCACCGGAAGUGUGCGGUUGCCAUGUAAUAUCCUGGCUGCGCGGGCGCGCGGGGCUGAGGCGGCGCCGGGGCGGGCUCGGGAGCUGGCGAGCGAGUGGCGGAGGCGGCGCCCACGGAGGCCGCUGAGGCGCGCGAGGGGUCGGCGGCGCCCAGGAGCCUGUCGCUUGCACGGUCCCUGCGGUUCGCUCGGUCCGGGCGGGAGGCCCGACGGCGCGAGGCAGCAUGUCGGUGGCGGGUCUGAAGAAGCAGUUCUACAAGGCGAGCCAGCUGGUCAGCGAGAAGGUCGGAGGGGCCGAGGGGACGAAGCUGGACGAUGACUUCAAAGAAAUGGAGAAGAAGGUGGAUGUCACCAGCAAGGCGGUGACAGAAGUACUGGCCAGAACCACCGAGUACCUGCAGCCUAACCCAGCUUCGCGGGCCAAGCUGACCAUGCUCAACACCGUGUCCAAGAUCCGGGGCCAGGUGAAGAGCCCCGGCUACCCGCAGCCCGAGGGCCUCCUGGGCGAGUGCAUGAUCCGCCACGGCAAGGAGCUGGGUGGCGAGUCCAACUUCGGCGACGCCCUGCUGGACGCUGGGGAGUCCAUGAAGCGCCUGGCGGAGGUGAAGGACUCGCUGGACAUAGAGGUCAAGCAGAACUUCAUCGACCCCCUGCAGAACCUGUGUGAGAAGGACCUGAAGGAGAUCCAGCACCACCUGAAGAAGCUGGAGGGCCGCCGCCUGGACUUCGACUACAAGAAGAAGCGGCAGGGCAGGAUCCCCGACGAGGAGCUGCGCCAGGCGCUGGAGAAGUUCGAGGAGUCCAAGGAGGUGGCGGAGACCAGCAUGCACAACCUGCUGGAGACCGACAUCGAGCAGGUGAGCCAGCUCUCCGCCCUGGUGGACGCCCAGCUGGACUACCACCGGCAGGCCGUGCAGAUCCUGGACGAGCUGGCCGACAAGCUCAAGCGCAGGAUGCGCGACGCCUCCUCACGCCCCAAGCGGGAAUACAAGCCCAAGCCCCGGGAGCCCUUUGACCUAGGGGAGCCGGAGCAGUCCAAUGGGGGCUUCCCCUGCGCCCCAGCCCCCAAGAUCACAGCUUCUUCAUCGUUCCGAUCUUCCGACAAGCCCGUCCGGACCCCCAGCAGGAGUAUGCCGCCCCUAGACCAGCCGAGCUGCAAGGCGCUGUAUGACUUCGAGCCAGAGAACGACGGGGAGCUGGGCUUCCGCGAGGGCGACGUCAUCACGCUGACCAACCAGAUCGACGAGAACUGGUACGAGGGCAUGCUGGACGGCCAGUCGGGCUUCUUCCCCCUCAGCUACGUGGAGGUGCUGGUGCCCCUGCCUCAGUGACCCGCCUGCGUUCCACGUGCCCCUGCGGCCUGCGGGGGCUCCGGGCCCCUCGGUACUCCCUGAGCAGGGCCUGGCACCUGGGGUGGGCCCGUUUACACUAGCGCUCGCCCCUGUGCGGGGUGGCAGCUCCCCGCGUGGGCAGCUGUCCUUCCUGCUCACACUAAGGUGCUCUUAGAAACACUAACGUUCCUGGGCGGACCCUCCCCACGCCUCCGUCCUGACUGCCCUGGGGCCCAGCCCCUUUGACACCCCCUCGCAGCCCGUUGCUGGCGAUGGGCCUCGGCCCCCACUCCGGGGCUCCCCGGCUGUCCCCCAGCCUCGCACACGUGCCACUUCCCCCCAGAGUGAGGGGCAGGGCCUCACGGCUCCCCCAGCCAGCUGUCAGCUUGCAGCUGGGGACAGAGACCAGCUGGGGUCCCCAGGGGCUGCCCUGCCCGAGGACACGCCCUCUGCCAGGAGCCUCGGUGCCCCGCCCCGCCCCCACAAGGCCGAGUACCUUUCCAGCUUUUUAACUGCCCCAGCCAAGCACAGGGAGGUGUGUCUCACCCUCUGGCACAAGAUGCCGCCACCAGCUGCACCCACACGCCCCCAACACCGCUCGCACGGGACCACAGGGCCCCCAGUCCCCCCAGCCUUAGGCUCAAGCACAAAGGCUCUGAUGAGAGAAUGUUCCUGGACCCCUGGCUGCUGGGCCCCUUCCUGAGCCUGCACCCUCCGCCCUGUGGGAAGCGUCCCAGCCAUCUCUAUGCCGAGGCGCAGCCCUCGGGGUCCCUGAGACCCUGCCCAGACCAGCAGGGCCCCAGCCUGGCAUCCACUUCCCCUGUGGCCUAACCCAAAAACCAGCCAAACUGGGGUCGGGGGGGGCCUCUGGGCCUGACUGCGUUCACAUUCCCCUCCCUGCAUCCCCCUCCUCACCAUUACUUCGGGGGACGCAGAUGCCUCAGCUGAGAUGACCAGUAUAGCCUUGGCCGUGGUCUAGGGCAGCUCCAAAUGUACUCCUGAUUUUUUAAGAAAAGAAGUUAUUAAAUGUCUCUUUCUACAGCCCUGGCCUCGUCUUGGUGCAGGGUGGGCCUCCUCUCCCAGACACCCUCGUGCCAGCCACCCCGA